Molecule: messenger RNA, 1630 nt
Organism: Mus musculus (house mouse)
Lineage: Eukaryota; Metazoa; Chordata; Mammalia; Rodentia; Muridae
Product: predicted gene, 32280
Exons: 3
Coding region: 235-1068 (277 amino acids)
Source: RefSeq, a predicted model, not a curated record
UAGCUGUAUGCCAGCCCAAAGGCUGCCUUUCUCCAAACUAGAAAAGCCUGUUUCCUUCCUCACUGUUGGCUAGAGAGGGGGCUACAUUUUAACCUCCACCUCUCCCUCAGCUGGACGCCCUUGUGCAGUGAACAACCCGGACGGUGACUCUUGGAAGCCCCUGCGCAACGACCAAGCAUAUGCUUCUUUAUAGACUCUGGGUUGCCUCUUCCAGGAAGCUGACCCCGGCUAGCCAUGGCAUCUUGGAUGACUUGUACUAGUCAGGACUUGGUGCCAAGGACACCAUCUUCUUCUGAGCACUCACUGUUACAACACAUAAAACCCUUUAUUGCGUUUACUUUUAACUUUCAGCUCGGCCUACGAGACGAAGCUGCCAAAGCAGGAACCAGAAGAGCCGUCCUACCUCUCCUCACCAGCACACCGCACAGGGGUGAACGCAAGCAGGCCCUUGUACAGUUGAAACUCUUGGCUCUGAGAAGAACUGAAGAUGCUGUGGGCAGCAGCGUGGAGCUGCGCCAGGUCACUAUCACAGGAGAGAGUGAGCCACACCGGAGCUGCACAGCCAGUCUGGGGUGGAACACAGGUAUGUCCCUCCAGGUUGCUGUUGAAGAGGACACAGAGAUGCAGCUCCCACUGUGCCAGAGACCGAUACAGGCAGCACAGCUGACUCGCAGUAAAGGCAGAAGGCUCUGUCUGCAUCUUAAGAGGCUGGAAAAGCCUGUGGGGUGUGGAUGCAUGCAGUGGGCAGCAGAACAGACACGAAUGCUCAGACCCUCACAUCUGCGGAACUACCCUUUGUCUUCUCCUGAACCAUCGCUGAAGACUCAGAAAUGCCCUGGAAGAAGGCCCACAUGCUGCCAGUUUACAUCUUUAAUUUCUCUCUGGGUGUUGAGUGGCAGAAUCCCUUGGCACAAGAAUCCAAUCCACCCAGCUGAGGCACAUUUCAGCCCGCUUGACCCUUUGGUAACUUCAGCAGCCAACAAGGAAGAGCUCAGUCCCUCCCAGCCACUCUCUGCCUAUCCUGCUCACCCCACAGCCUGGGAAAACAUCUCAAAGCCUUGCCACUGAGUUAGCGUCAAGCUCCUGCACAGGAGUUUGUCUCAGACACAGUCACUUCUCCCCAAACCUUAGCCUUCCUGUCUGUUUCAACCCUGUGAAUCUCCAGGCUCUUCCAGCCCUUAUUCCCUCUCUUUUUUUCUUUUUAGAGCCUUAGGAGGUAUCUACACAUCUCUCUAACCCUCCAUCAUUUAUGUGAUGGGAAGGAAGAAUCUUACCAGGGUUUGGUAUUUGUUAAAGGAAUAGAAAUUCCUCAAUGGAAAACAUAAACGAGGAGCAGGCAGCUGAUUGAAAUUUGUUUUAAAACUGAGUGGCUGCAUUUUUCAAAACACAAGCACACACCCAAGUCAGUCUCUUGGGGAAUGUGGCUGCUUCCUCAGGCUGCUGCAGCUAGCAGAGCCUGCUGCCUCCCUCCCGGAAACCGUGUAUUUGUUUAGCAGUGAGCCCAGACACAAGCGCAUUUCAUUACCAGGCACCUCCAGCUACAGUAAACAAAUUUGUCAGCUCACUAGCUCAUUAAGGUGCGCCCCGGACACUCGGGAUUUAUUGAGACCUGCACAAUAAAAGUAACAUG